CUCUUUCUUCAGUCUCCUAGUCAGUAGUCAGCCACAGCUGAGAGAAACCGUAUUCUCCGAUCAACCAAUCGGCCUGCCAAUGCAGUAUCGCUUUUGCCACAUUACAGGUGGGAUUGAGUUGGUGCAACGAAGGGUAAAUUGUACAUUGGCUUGAUUUUCUUUGGGAGUGAUAUAGACCAAGGUGCUUCUUUGAAAUUUGAUCAUGAUAGACAUGACAUGGCUUAGUGCGGUCUUGCUUGGAGCAGGCUGCCUUGCUCUUGGGUAUCUUAUUGGUGCACGUCAUUCUGCUCGAAUUUUCCUUUCAACCAGAGCUUCUGGAGAGGCUAACAUAGUUGUUGAUGGGAAGAAGAAAAAGGGGGCCAAACAACCUCUUGAGGUUGAAAAACUUGCUGACAUUCUCGAGGACUUCAAAAUGGUUUUGGUUGUAAGAAACGACUUAAAGAUGGGUAAAGGAAAGAUUGCUGCGCAAUGCAGCCAUGCAACUUUGGGUCUCUACAAGAAGCUUUAUAAUCGGGCUCCAAAAGCUCUGGGCAGGUGGGAGAUGUGUGGACAGGUUAAGGUGGUUGUCAAAAUUGAAAGUGAAGAUGAUAUGCUGGUUUUACAAGAAAGGGCUAAGUCAAUUAACAUACCAACACAUAUAACCAUUGAUGCUGGGAGAACACAGAUUGCACCAAACUCGAGGACAGUGAUGGCAAUUCUUGGACCGGCAGAAAUGGUUGAUGAUGUUACCGGUGGACUCAAGCUUUUGUAGUGGCUGUUUUUAGUUUUUACCUGGAUGGGCUUAUGCUGCGGCAAUGGUUUCUUCUGCGAACAUUGUAUGAAAGAAUCUGGAAAUUCAUUGCGAACUUUCACUGUUGAUGAUGGCGAAAGAUUUCAAAUUUGGGGCUGUUGAGUUGUAUUCCUUUUAAGCUAAUAUAUACUCUAAGUAGGGAUAACUUCUAUAUUGGCAUUUCUGUGGUGGCCUCCUUUAACUUGUUAUUCUGUAGGAAUAUAUUCAUGUAUAAGUACAGCAUAACUUUAAUUUGUAGUUUUGAAACAUUAGAAUGAAAAUUUCCUGUUUGCUAUUUA
Ipomoea triloba (trilobed morning glory) is the source of this 1068-nucleotide messenger RNA. RefSeq names its product peptidyl-tRNA hydrolase 2, mitochondrial. Lineage: Eukaryota; Viridiplantae; Streptophyta; Magnoliopsida; Solanales; Convolvulaceae. Gene Ontology annotation, cellular component: mitochondrion; cytosol. The record is from RefSeq and is a predicted model, not a curated record. The coding region runs from base 203 to 751 and encodes 182 amino acids. Gene Ontology annotation, molecular function: peptidyl-tRNA hydrolase activity. The transcript has 8 exons.